AUGGUAAAAAUAAAAAGUAAUGGAAAGGAGCUAGAAACAGGCGAUGAGCUAUUGGAGCUUGUAGGUCCACGUACUGAGGUGAAAACAAUAUCUUUGGAAAGAAGAACGUUAGCAUGUGUGUGGUACCUCAGCAACCAGGAAACAUUCAGAAGUAUUGUAGACAGGUUUGGAUUAAGUAAGGGAUCCCUACAUUAUUUUUUGAGAAAAUUCUGUAACAUUAUUACGAGCAAUGAAAUACUCCAGCAGUUGAUCCGCUGGCCAAGUAGUGAUUCGGAGUUCCAAAAUAUAUCAGAAAACUUUACGCAGAGGGCAGGUUUCCCAAAUGUAAUUGGUGCACUAGAUGGUACUUAUAUCCCUAUAUUAGGACCAACUGCAUUUCGCGAGUCCUAUAUCUGUAGGAAAGGCUUUCCUGCCCUUCACCUUCAGGCUGUUUGUGACACCGAUUUGAAAUUUUUGGAUGUGUUUUGUGCCUAUCCCGGAUCUGUUCAUGAUUCAAGGGUGUUUAAAAACAGUCCUCUAUAUACGGAACUUCAGAACAACCCUGUUCCGCGACAAUAUCAUUUGCUAGGAGAUUCCGCAUAUGGCAAUUCGGAAACUGUUUUGGUCCCCUUUAGGGACAACGGUCACCUCAACGCCGAUGAGAAAAGGUAUAACAAUGCCCACAGUUCGACAAGAGUCGACAUAGAACGCAGCUUCGGGCUACUGAAAGGAAAGUUCCGGAGAUUAAGAUACGUUGAGAUGAAGAGGGUUGAGGACAUACCAAGUUUGGUUGUGACGUGUUGUGGACUCCACAAUUUUAUUAUUCAGAGGGAAAGAUACACAGAUGAAGACAUAGACAUGGAUGCUGCUGAUGGUGAUGGUCCCCCUGGAACCUGCAGUGUAGCACGUGAUACUGGCGCCGUGGAUAAAUCUGGACAUGAAAAGAGGCUUCAGGUCAUGCACAGUCUACAAUAA
Messenger RNA from Pecten maximus, 954 nucleotides. Its product is annotated as putative nuclease HARBI1. The transcript has 2 exons. The record is from RefSeq and is a predicted model, not a curated record. Bases 1 to 954 code for a protein of 317 amino acids. Lineage: Eukaryota; Metazoa; Mollusca; Bivalvia; Pectinida; Pectinidae.